This is a messenger RNA of Papaver somniferum (opium poppy), 662 nucleotides long. Its product is annotated as polyamine oxidase-like. The transcript has 4 exons. NCBI's taxonomy places the organism in Eukaryota, Viridiplantae, Streptophyta, Magnoliopsida, Ranunculales, Papaveraceae. Bases 21 to 662 code for a protein of 213 amino acids. Gene Ontology annotation, molecular function: oxidoreductase activity. The record is from RefSeq and is a predicted model, not a curated record.
UAGAGAACAAAAAAGCACCAAUGGUUUCAGUUCUCCUAAUAGUUAUUGUAAUAUUCCUGGGUCUCUAUGAUCUGCCACAAACUAUGGCUGCUCGAGCGCAUACUCCAACUGUCAUUGUGGUCGGAGCUGGCAUGUCGGGGAUAACGGCUGCAAAGACUUUAUCUGAUGCAGGGAUAAAGAACAUUUUGAUACUGGAAGCAACUAACAGAAUUGGUGGUCGUAUCAGAAAGACUAACUUUGCAGGUGUACCCGUAGAGGUGGGUGCAAGCUGGGUCGAAGGGGUUAACGGGGAACAAGUAAAUCCCAUUUGGACUCUGGUGAACAACAUCUGCCUCAGAACCUUUUACUCUGAUGUCGACCAAAUCGCGAGUCAUACUUACACACAAAUAGGAGGGCUUUAUGAAGAAUCUGUAGCUCAGGAAGCGUACGAUGCAGCAGAUGAACGCUCGGCAUUCAGCCAACAUUUGUCGAUUUCUUUGUCAUGUCAAGGACAAGAAGAUAUCUCAAUCUUGGAUAAAUUUUUGAUGGGAGUAUGGGGGACAAAUAAGAUGUUGACACAUGUUUUUCCUCCCAACAAAUUUUUGGAGUAUGUUAAACAACACCCUGUAUUACUACUUUUAAGGAGGAGUGGACAUAAGAGGGGAAGAGGACUGAAGACCUAG